UAGUGUGAUUGGAAUUUAUGUUUUGGUGGCAGCACUGCUUGUCGUGAUUUACGUAGAAAGAGAAAACUGUCAUGGAAGUCAAUCAGCAUUCGUAGCGUAAAUAAACACAAUUUACGGACACACACGCAGAUAAUCGACCCGUCGCUAUGAUGACAGAUGACGACCACCAGGCGGACAUCUGCCGCGUGUGUCGGUGCGAAGGCUGCUCAGAGCGGCCCCUCUUCUACCCUUGCAUCUGUACGGGCUCCAUCAAGUACAUUCACCAAGAAUGUCUCGUCCAGUGGAUGCGCUACAGCCGCAAGGAGUAUUGCGAGCUGUGCGGCUACAGGUUUUCCUUCACCCCAAUAUACUCGCCGGACAUGCCGAGGCGGUUGCCUUUAAGAGACGUUGCCGCUGGCCUGCUGUCCAGUGUAGCCACUGCUGUCAAACACUGGUGUCACUACACAAUUGUCGCCCUGGCCUGGCUGGGAAUAGUUCCUCUGACAGCGUGCCGGAUCUACCGAUGCCUCUUCACUGGCUCAGUCCACUCGGUGCUGACGCUGCCCCUUGAUCUGCUGUCGAUGGACAACCUGGCGGCCGACAUUUUGCAUGGCUGCAUCGUCGUCACGUGUACCUUGUUCGCCUUCCUUGGCCUUGUGUGGCUUCGAGAGCAAAUUCUGCACGGCGGAGGACCAGACUGGCUCGAACAGGAAAUGCCUGCUGACCCCAUUCCUGAGCCAGAGCCCCCUGAGCCGGGACUGCCGGAAGCAGAGCCAGGGGCUGUGCCAGGCCCUGUAGAAGGGAUUGCUCAGAUGGAUAUGGACAUCAACUUGCAACCAGACGUCCAAAAUGACGAGCCAGCCCAACAGGCGCAACAGGAAGAUGCUGCAGGCGACGGAAAUGACCUUGACGGAGGCGACGAUGGAAAUUGGAACCCUAUGGAGUGGAACGCAGCUGGUGAAGAACUCACUUGGGAACGAUUACUCGGCCUAGAUGGCUCACUUGUGUUCCUCGAGCAUGUGUUCUGGGUGGUGUCCUUGAAUACGCUUUUUGUGCUCAUUUUUGCAUUCUUCCCCUAUCAUAUUGGCCACUACAUUGUGAUGGGAAUCACAAUUGGUCCGUAUGUGGCUGCCUCGCAUUUCGACGGCCUAGUGACCACUUUGGUCGGCUACUGUGCCAUUGGCGUAAUCCUGGUUUUGCUUCACGCUGUUUCGAAAGUCCUUCAACUCCGGAAGAUUUGCAGGGGACUUGGCCUUUGCUAUGUUGUGGUCAAGGUGUCCCUUCUGUGCGUAGUAGAAGUGGGUGUUCUUCCCCUGGUGUGCGGCUGGUGGCUGGACAUUUGCUCACUAAACAUGUUUGACGCCACCCUGAAAGACCGUGAGACCAGCUUUCGCCAAGCACCUGGCACCUCCCUCUUCAUCCACUGGCUGGUCGGCAUGGUCUACGUCUACUACUUUGCCUCCUUUGUGCUCCUUCUACGAGAAGUGCUCCGUCCAGGGGUGCUAUGGUUCCUUAGGAACCUCAACGACCCCGACUUCUCACCCAUCCAGGAGAUGAUCCACAUGUCUGUGGCUCUGCAUGUGAGGCGCCUGUUGAUGUCGGCGGUCAUAUUUGGCACCGCUGUUCUCCUGAUGCUCUGGCUGCCUGUGCAUUUGCUGCGAAUGGUCUUCCCUGGAUUUCUGCCCUAUGUCGUCACUCUGAGCACAGCAGCGGCGCCUCUGGUCACAAAUAAUGGACAAUCGUCCUUAGCCUCUUCGGUUUUUACAGGAGAGCCUCAAGUAUCUCCAGCAGCAGCUGCUCAUGAAGCCUCUCCGACACAUGGAAGCGAACUUUCAUUGGAGCUUCUGCUUUUACAAGUUGUUCUGCCGGCUCUUCUUGAGCAAUCACACACCCGUUCAUGGCUCAAAGCUAGUGUGAGGCUGUGGUGUGUUGCUGUGUCUUGGCUGCUUGGCCUCAGGUCGUAUCUGCUUGGAGAUGAGAACCAGAGAGAGCAAGUCGAGGGUGAACAUUUUGAUGGUGAUCAUGAUGAUGAAGAGGAGGAAGAAGAAGAGUUAGUCGAAAACAGAAACAACUUGAAUUUUGAUGGAGAUGAUGAGCAGGAAGAUGGAAACGAAGACAACCAGAACGAAGAAGACGAAGAUGUUGAUCCUCUUGAUCUUGGUGCAGCACAUCAGCAACAGGCACUGCUUCAUCGAGACCAAACAAGCAUGGUGAGCAAUCAGCCCUACCUGAAGCCCGGCUGCUUUGCUGCCCGCCUAAUGGGCCUCCUACUAGUGCUGGCCGUCUCUCUCGUUAUCGCCAGUGUGGCUGUUUUAACUGUACCCGUCUGGCUGGGCCGCAGGCUUCUCUGCCUUGUCUGGCUAAGGCAAGGCGAGUCGGCAAUGGCGGUCCACGAAUUGUACACUGCGGCCGCCGGAACGUACAUGUGCUGGGCCACCGCCAGGGCGUUUGGCUUUGUCUCUGCCUGGGCUCCACGCGGACGGGCCGCCAUUGGCAAGAGUCUGCGCCGUAAAUUGGCCACAGCCGGAAAGUCCGUUGUGGCUGCAGUGGUGCUGCUUGGACUGAUACCAUUGCUGUUUGGCACUCUGCUGGAGGCGGUGGUUGUGGUGCCCCUGCGGGUGCCUCUGCACCAAACCCCUGUUCUGUGUGCCUGGCAAGACUGGGCCCUAGGGGUGCUGUACACUAAAAUUGCCUGCGCUGUCACCCUGAUGGGUCCCAACUGGUGGCUCAAGGCUGCUCUCGAAAGGGCAUAUAGAGAUGGACUGAGGGAGUUGGAUCUGGUGCGAGUGAUGAAAGAAUUGGCCGCGCCAGUGGUAAUGGGCUUCGGUCUGGCCCUGGCUGUGCCUUAUAUCAUCAGUCAGACUGCAGUGCCACUCUUUGUCACCAGUCCAAGUAUCAAGGUUUUGAUAGCCCGUCGUAUUUACCCAUUCUUACUGCUGGCCAGUCUCUGCAUUGGUGCUGGCGCUUUCCAGGUUCGUCAGUUUAGGAGGUUAUACGAACACAUCAAGAAUGACAAGUACCUCGUCGGAAGGCGUCUGGUCAACUAUGACCAGCGCAAGAAACAGAAAGCUCAUAGCACUGCGCACUAAGACGUGGAAAACUUCGCGGCUGUGUGAUUUGUGUGGUGAUAAUUGUUUUUGAAAUAAUUAACAACACGACUGCUGUACCCAGAAAGACUUGUUUAUUCUCGGUGUCGUUGAUUUUUCUUUAUAUUGUUUUAGAUAAAUUAAAGAAUCUGUCAAACUGGAGAGAUUUAUACUUCUGCAACUUAUAUUGCUACUGCUGAAUGCUGAAGAUUGAUGUAUUCUCAAAUUGUCAGUGUUAAUUUUUUCUCUCAUUGUCAAAUAGAAAAAGAUUCCAUUGCUAUAUAA
Molecule: messenger RNA, 3350 nt
Organism: Neocloeon triangulifer
Lineage: Eukaryota; Metazoa; Arthropoda; Insecta; Ephemeroptera; Baetidae
Product: E3 ubiquitin-protein ligase MARCHF6
Exons: 10
Coding region: 147-3068 (973 amino acids)
Cellular component (GO): endoplasmic reticulum membrane
Molecular function (GO): zinc ion binding
Source: RefSeq, a predicted model, not a curated record